UAGGAAAGCACGCACUGAUUCUGCGUGUUGUCCCUCUGCCUGUUCCUGCAUUAAAGUCAGCUAAAUUUGGUUCGGACCCGGCUGGGCAGCGUGCAGAAAAGACCUCUCCCCCAUCUGCCGGUAAUGUGUUGAUAGCCUGUGUAUCAGGGCGGGCUUACGCUGCGACGCACAGUGUGGUCGGUCGUUGGUAAACUCGAUUGUGUGCGCAUCAUCUUCUUUGCUCCAGCCUCAGCAUCUCUCUCCUCCAACCAUCCAUCUACAAACGACUCUCCCGUCCUGCCCAUCAUCUCCAGCCUUCAUAAUGACCUUCACGCCAUCCAUUUGAAUGGUGCGUGGUUGCUUUUGUCCGCUGUGGCUGCGCUUAUUGCUGCUGCCGUGGAGGGAAACGGAUACCUGUGCUGCAUUGGCAUCACUGCAGAGUGUUUCUGGUGACAGCAGCACGUCCGUACAUUUGGCUGUAUUGUGCUUGUGACAGCUACCAUGGCAAAAACAGUCGCACCAUCCAGUCCAAUAACAGGUGAAAAGAUGGCACCACCGUCCAUCACUCUACUUCCUGAAAAGAGAUCUCCGACAAACGGUCACAGCUCUCCAGCUCGAACUGGAAGAACUACUCCAUCCAACACAGAGAAGAGGCCACAAAUAAAUGGACAUGCGUCCCCUUCACACUUAGCUGCUAACGUGAGCAACAACCAUGCAGGUAAACAAAUCGUGGAGGGUUACAUGAAGACAGAUGAUAGGAUGCGAUUAGCCAAAGAGAGACGUGAGGAGAGGGAGAGAAGCCUGGCGGCCAGGGAGCAGCUGAUCCGGGAGAAGGAGCGCAGAGCUCGGCUGCAGUAUGAACGCACAGUGGAGGAACGCUGGAGGCGGCUGGAGGAGCAGAGGCAGAAAGAGGAGCUCCGCAGAGCUGCAGUGGAGGAGAAGAGGAGGCAGCAGCUUGAGGAGGACAGGGAGCGACUGGAGGCUCUGAUGAAACGUUCUCUGGAGCGAAGCCUUCAGCUGGAGCAGAGGACUAAACGCUGGAGUAGAGGUUGCCCUACAGGAGCAGGUGACAGUGAGAAUGCCCCACUCCCUUUCUCUGCUGCCUCCGCCUUUUCCCAUGGCAUUGCCUCCCCCCUUCCUGCUGUCAGCGAAUCUGCACCCUGCAGCCCUCACAGGUCACCUUUCCGCGGCUCGCUGAACCCUGCAGAUCACAACAGAGCUGGACUUCAGGGAGGCUCUCAGUCCACUCCCAAUACCCCAAAGAAAGAGCGACUGCGUAGAGAGAGAAGAACUGAAUCACCAGGUUGUGGAUCCCCUUUGAGAAGAUCCGAAUCCCCUGCUAGUGUCACAAGACACUUGGCUUCCCCUACUACCUCCAAGCUGGCAUCUAAGGUGCGUGCUCAGUCUCCAAGCAAUGCACAUCAGUACCAUUACUCUCCUACAAGACAUCGUGCAAACCUGUCACCUGAUGAGAGGAGAGUGGAAGAUAAGAAGGUGGAGAAACACAGCGAGCAAUCCAAAGCAGUGAAAAAGAAUACUGACAUCAACAGCACUAAUCCACCGUCACAAGAUGAGAAGAAUGUGGCCAACGCUGAAAUUACUAAAUCCAGAUCAUCUAAAGGUGAAACCUUGGAUAAGCAUCUCGAAGGUGACACAUCUGAAAAAAAUCAGUCCCCUGACAGAAAGGACCACAUGUCUCCCAAAGUGGAUUCCUCAGAGAAGAGGACGCAGAACAACACUCAGGAUGGAGACAAGAAAAAAGAAUCAGCACCGUGCAACACAGGCAAGGUGGCAGCUGGCACAACAAAUGCAGAGGAGGCUACCAGGUUGCUGGCAGAGCGCAGGCGUCUGGCUCGAGCUCAGAAAGAAAUGGACGAGAAAAAGCGGGAACAAGAGAAAGAAGAACGGUUAAGGGAAGAGCAGCUGAGGAAGCAGCUCACAACAGAGCAGCAACAGCAGGAGGCAAAGGCUCAACAAGUUAAGGAAAAGCCGAAAAAUGAGGAAGAGCUUCACAGGCUGAAAGACGAUGAAGACAAACGAAAGAAGGAGGAGCAGGAGAAGGAGCUGCACACCCAGACGGACAAAGAGAAAGAAAAAGCCAAAGUCCAGGCUCAGGAGGAUGCAGAGCGUCAGCGGCAAGACAGAGAACUGCAGACGCAACAGGAGGAGGAGGAGAGGCAACUAAGGAAAAAGAGAAUCGAGGAGAUCAUGAAAAGAACGAGGAAGGGUGAAGCUGAACUGAAGAAGGAGGAGCAGGUGGAGACGAAGCCCGUCUCACCACCAGGUGAAGAACAAGUAAAGACUGUUCAAACUAAUGCUCAGGUAAAUGAGCAAGCAGUCAAAAAAGUUGAGUUUCAGGUUAAAGGGGAAGUCCAAGUCAACACGAAGGAAUGUGCCCCGGUGAAGAAAGAAGCUGCAGCAGCUGUAGCAGCAACAGCAGCACAGAUGGACAAUCAGAAGCAAGUUAAAAACAACACUCAACAAGCGACACCGACACGCAGUGUUCCUGACAAGAGACCGGACACCAAACAAUCCAGUGAAGAGCACGGCGGCCAGCUUAACAGAGAGGGCAAAGCCAAUGUUGUCAAGCAACAGGGAAGAGAGGGGGAAAUGAAUGUAAACAAGCAGCCCAGAGCACAUGUUAAAGUCGCAGACCAAAUAAAUAAAGAGGUGACAAAGACAGCAGAUGCCAAAGUCAACCAAAAUGAGGGCGGUAUGAUGAAUGGAGCGGUGAAGGGUGAAGGAAGUGCCUUGAUGAGAAGCCAUCAGACCGCUGAGGUAAGCAAACAGCAAAGCCUGCAUGUGUCGACAGCUGCUAAAGGAGGAUCCCAGAUGGAGGUCAUUAGAUCCUCUGUGGAACCCCUGCCAGUGGUCCACCUGUCACCACCAGUCAUCAAGCUGGAGCCACUAGAUGUGAAGGGUACGGGGGCUGGUGAUGAGGUGCAGUCCAUGGAGGUCAGCCCGGUUUCAAAGGAGGAACUGAUUUCAAUCCCAGAGUUCUCACCAGUCAAUGAAAUCCAGCCGAGCAGCGUGAGUAACACCCGUGCUCUUGAGGACCUGAUGGACCUGACAGGCAGUGUCACCUACCCGAAACUGUCCUCUGAAAGCAACAUAGGUGACUGCAACAAAAACCUCAUUGAGGGUGUUGUUAGUCCCAUGUCAGACUCAAAGCUCAUUGGGAUGUCUGCGCCAUCCUCAAAUAAACUUAGCAUCCAGUAGUCCGUUACGCUCUCUCUUUUCUUUCUCUAUCGCUUGUCUUCUCUUUCUCUCUUCCCUCUGUCUGUCACACACACAAAUCUUCACAGGACGUCACAUUUGGAGUGUGUGCCCUUGUGUCACUACAUUUAUGGGAAUAGAGCCAUAGAGAUUGACUUAAAAAAGUAAACUUGCAAUAUAAGGAAAACAUACAUUCUAUAUUCUAACCACAUAGCAACUGACCAUUGAAAGUCUGUGUCAAAGAUUUUGUGUAAUCUGCAGUUUUUGUUACAAGGACAAGUGUGUGUGUGUGCAACAUGAGCACAUGUGAGAGCAGUCAGGGAGAGAGAGUGUGUCUGUGUGUGAAAUAAUGACAAAAAUGACAAAUAUCAGGGUUUUCAAUAUUAUAAGAAUUUAGAAAACACAUUAUUGCUAAUGUAUGGUCAUAAUAUCUAAUUUUCCCUGUGUAGAUUCCUCACUGGGUCCCAGUUCAGUCCCAGUAUAGGGGUGACAAAGCCUGAUUAGAGCACUGACUAUUGCAUUUAUACCUCUGCCUUUCCACAUGCCCUCUUUAGCCUUUAAAUCUGAUUCAGUAUGUUGCUGGGAAGGGCAUGAUGAUGAUUUCAUUAUAAUGAAAGCCUACUUUUUAAUACUUGAAAAAGGUUCUUCCCAUGUAAUGUAAUUCAUGCAUGUGCUGAUGACUGAUUUGGUUGGAAUUUAAUGCAUUUAUCCCGCAAACUAAACUCCAGCAAGUCUCGUUCACUCUUCUCUAACCCAGCGAGGUCUGAUCAUGGGAUUGUUCACAUUUUUAACGUCGUGGCAAUGAGAUGAUUACCCUUUAUCCUUUUUUAUUCUUUAACUGGGACUUUCUAACUGCACGUGAGUGAGGACGAUGAUUCCAAAGCUGUCAAUCUGAAUGUUAUCGUACACUGAGAAAAUCAUGGCAUCAACACAAAUGAUGGCACAUACCUAUACUACAUGUUUGUUGCAGACUAGAGUAAAUUGCUAACUUUGACUCAAUUGUGAAUAUACAGUAACUGCAUUCAUAAAAGCUUACUGAACUGGCAGGGUGGCCAUUUUUCCAAUGACUCCAAUGAUGAAAUGGGUUUCCAGCGAUAAAAAUACUGACAGCUUAGCAGCUUCAUGUCAUUUAAAGAUGUUCUAUAGGUGUGCCUUGCUAUGUAAAGGGUUUCCAAGGCACAACUGAUGCAUCAAUCUAUUAGACAUACAGUAACAUACAGUAACAUACAGCACAUAGAUUCCAAUCAGUAGAUAUCUGGUUGCUGAUGUGUGACUGAAGUGCACUGAGGCAGGAAUGUUUGCUUAACAAUCAACUUGUAGCUAUAAAGAUGCUGUUACAGUUCUCCUUUCAUCAUGUUGUACUGUUUGGUCCUGUGGGGAUUAUCCAGUGGGCUCCUUUAACUUCUUGAGCCAAUUCAUAAAAUUACUACUAAUUGUAAUUUUUCUGUGUCAUGUCUAAAUGUAAUUUCAGCAGAGAUGCCUUAUGAGGGACUGAUUAGGUACUGAAAUUUUGUGCAAACUGUUUUAAAGUCUUCUGGCUGUGUAUGUUUCUCCUUUCUGGCCACUGGGAUUGUUGUGUGUGACCUGUAAUACUUGAACCUUGGUUUGAAAUGCUUCGUCUCCACCAUGCAGACAGCAAAUUACUGUAACAGCUUAUACACAUUGUUAUGCAACUUAUAAAGGGACAUUUAGAUUUGUUCUCCUUAGACGAUACAUAGCCUGGAGAGACAGAGGCUUUCUAAAUUGUCUUAAGUGAAUUAACCUUAUAUGUAUGUUACAUACAGUAUUUGAAAGUUAGGAUUUGCUGUAUAUUUUGCAUAUUCAAAUACCGCUGUACCACGCUGACUAAAAUUACACUUUUUUUUUGUUUGUUUUUGCAAAGGGGAUGAUUUUAAGGAAAUGCAAACGGUUCAGAAAUGAUACAGUAUAAACAACCACUUUGAAAAGUAUUUAAGUUUGCUCCGACCCAUAUUUCAAAGUCUAUCACAGUUAGCUUAACUCCUGAGUUACGUAAUUACUGUAGACAUUGUGCAUGGUUAGCAUGGUCACAACAAUGUUACCUAAAACAAUAAAAUGUAAA
Messenger RNA from Epinephelus fuscoguttatus (brown-marbled grouper), 5275 nucleotides. RefSeq names its product MAP7 domain containing 2a (gene map7d2a). NCBI's taxonomy places the organism in Eukaryota, Metazoa, Chordata, Actinopteri, Perciformes, Serranidae. The transcript has 17 exons. The record is from RefSeq and is a predicted model, not a curated record. Gene Ontology annotation, cellular component: microtubule cytoskeleton. Gene Ontology annotation, biological process: microtubule cytoskeleton organization. The coding region runs from base 481 to 3198 and encodes 905 amino acids.